Molecule: messenger RNA, 1276 nt
Organism: Cariama cristata (Red-legged seriema)
Lineage: Eukaryota; Metazoa; Chordata; Aves; Cariamiformes; Cariamidae
Gene: GLDN
Product: gliomedin
Exons: 9
Coding region: 4-1263 (419 amino acids)
Biological process (GO): signal transduction
Cellular component (GO): cell surface
Source: RefSeq, a predicted model, not a curated record
GUGAUGGUGGAUUUAUGUAACAGCACAAAAGGGAUAUGCUUAACAGGCCCCCCAGGUCCCCCAGGACCUCCUGGACUUGAUGGACUGCCUGGCUACAAUGGAUCAGAUGGACUUCCAGGUAUACCAGGACAAAAGGGCGAACCAGGAGUAAAUGGAAAAAGAGGAAAAAUAGGUGUGCCAGGACCAAAAGGUGAUCAAGGACAGAAAGGAGAACCUGGAGAAAUGGGUUUACCUGGCAGGGACGGUAUGCCAGGAGGAAAAGGUGCAAGAGGAGCAAAGGGUGAAAAGGGGGAUGCAAACAACGAUGUGAUAUUAGAAGGUGCAAAAGGUGAACCUGGACCACCAGGGCCCCCUGGACCACCUGGACCCCCAGGGCCUCCAGGAAAACGUAAAGGUAAAGGCAAAGCACGCCUUCAGGAGAACAUAUACAGCAGCAAAUGCACAGGUGAGACAUGUGCUAUACCGAAUGAUGAUACCCUGGCUGGAAAAGCUGAAGACAGAAUCCCUGGUCCUUCAAAAAAAGCUGAAUGUGUCAUAACAUCUGUAGGAAGUCCAGUUCACUUUGUCAAUGUACAGCAGACCUUUGGAACUUGGAUGCGGGAACCUGCAAAUAUAAGUGAUGAAAGGAUUUGGCUUACUAUGCAUUUUUCAGGAAACUCUAUAAAAGAGUAUGAGAAUUCUAAUGCCUUGCUGAAUGACAGCUACAGGAUCAUUAACAUCACAGGCUUCUUUUAUGGAUGUGGUCAUGCCGUACAAAACAAUCAUCUGUACUAUCAAAAGGGAGGAACCAAUGUCAUACUGAAACUUGGGCUUGAUAAAGCAUCGCUGGGCACACUGCUAAUUGAAAAUGCCUUGUAUCAUGGUCGUAACUACCUGUUUGCUAACUCGAAGACGUAUUUCAACGUAGCAGUGGAUGAGAAGGGUCUUUGGAUUAUAUAUGCCUCAAGCACUGACGAAAAUAUAAUAGUAGCACGUAUCGAUGAAGAAACGUUUUCAGUCAUUCGGCAUAUCAAUACUACAUAUCCUAAGUCCAAGGCUGGUAACGCAUUCAUAGCAUGUGGCAUUAUGUAUGUUACUGAUACUAAGGAUAUGACAGUAAGUUUUGCUUUUGAUUUACUGAAAGAGAAGCAGAUUGAUGCAAGGUUUGAGUUACGGUCUUCACAGUCUGUUCUUGCUAUGCUUUCAUACAGUCUAAGAGAUAAGAAUUUGUACACGUGGGAGAAUGGGAGCUUAAUGGUAUACCCUGUACAUUUUGGCAGAUGAAUAUAUUUUAAAA